Rhipicephalus sanguineus (brown dog tick) is the source of this 622-nucleotide messenger RNA. RefSeq names its product twitchin. The transcript is spliced from 3 exons. NCBI's taxonomy places the organism in Eukaryota, Metazoa, Arthropoda, Arachnida, Ixodida, Ixodidae. Bases 248 to 622 code for a protein of 124 amino acids. Gene Ontology annotation, molecular function: protein binding. The record is from RefSeq and is a predicted model, not a curated record.
AGAGAAGCCAAAGUUGCAUCUGGACGGUCUCUACGGAAAGGGUAUCCGCGUACGUGCGGGUGAUCCACUCAACAUCAACAUCCCACUCACGGGUGCACCUGCACCUGCUGUCACAUGGUUGAUCAACGACAAGGAGAUCCCGCCCACCAACCGUAUCCGUACCGACACCGCUGACGAGACGGUCAACCUCACCAUUCCAGUGUCACAGAGAGGUGACAGAGGAAAGUACAACAUCAAGGCAAAGAACAUGUAUGAAGAAGAUUCAGCUGACAUUGACGUUCUCGUCUACGAUAAGCCUGGACCUCCUCAAGGACCACUUGAAUAUCCUGAGGUGACUAACUCUACAGUUAUGCUCAAGUGGAGGAAACCAGAGGAUGAUGGUGGAGCAGAGAUCACAGGUUACCUUCUUGAGAAGUGUGAGAUCGGCUCCGACUUCUGGCAGCCUGUGCCAGGCUACUGUCCCAACACAAGAUACACUGUGCGCAACCUCGAGGAAGGCAAGCAGUACAAGUUCCGUGUUCGUGCAGAGAACAUUUACGGCAUCAGUGAACCACUCGAGGGCAAGCCAGUCACUGCCAAGAACCCAUUUGGUAAGAUCAUUGUGCCUGUCUCGAAGCUUUAG